UCGGAUUAAGGAUGUUGGACGGGACGAAAAUCGUUCAUCCCGGGGCUCUUAUCGGUCUUAUCUCGAUCCCGCGUGUAACUGACGUGUUAUUUUUAACGCGCUUAAGUCUCUUCGAUUUAUGCUUUUUUCCCCUAUCUCAUUCUUCCUCUUGUAUCCUUCUUGGCCAGAGGGGGGUCCUAGAAGGAUCAGGGGAUACCUCAGGACUCCCUCUUAUCCUGUCUCCUUAUUGACAGCGUCCCAAACCCUUUGGAAAUCCUCACUCCCUUUGGUUCUGUAGCCCUUUUCUCGAUAAUUUCCUCGCCCCUUGCUCUCCUUCCCGGGCACGAUGUCUUAUCAAGACGUUGUCCCUCGGUCGAGUUGGACAGGUUAGCUGAGUCUGCUAAAUUCGAGAUUAUACGAUAAGACCCAGCGACCUAUGGCACUUUUUGAGCGAGAACCUCGAUACUUCGUUUUUAUUCAGUUACCAGCGUCAUUGCUGUAUGGUCUUGUUCGAUUUCUUAUCUGAGUUAUUGUAAAUUGAUUUUAAAGAAUUUGUUUUCCAGCACGUUGCACUAAUGACGGUAUAUGGCUUUCACUGUGUGCAGAGGUACAGAGUGCACGCAGAGAAGUAGCCUGUUGAGAAAGUCUAAAGACGGAUCGGCGGUAGGUUGUGGCGCGGUCCUUGAGAAAUGAUCUGCCAGUCUCCGUUCUUGGGCACAGGGAGAUAUUCCUUUCUACGUGAAAUGUUGCUUUAUCUCGGGAAUGCCAUACUUUGGGAACAGAUGGUUCCGACGUUUCCGAUAAUGUAAGACGAGUGGUUUCCUUGGGGGCUUGCGACAGUCAGAGCUUGAACGUUUCCCCGCACUGCGACGGGGAUAGGCCGUUACUUUUGAAUCACCCCGGAGACAAGGCUCGGUCGUUGGUUCUGCCGAAAGUUCAAUGACGUUCCUUCUGCGUCGAUCCAAUCGGCUGUUUAAACUUUUCCACCAGUCAGCCAAUGUCUGAUUAAAGAAUAACAUUUGUUCUGGUCACUAUAAAACAGGAAGGACGAAGCUUGCACGACAUCCUGUUUGGAAUUGUAAAUCACCAUUGCCAAGGAAUUACACAAGUUUUCGUCAUGGAUGCCGAAGGGCUGAAUAGCGUUCCUUCGCAAUCCCUAUGGGCACUGUAGCUGUGGUCUUUGUCGACAAGGCGAAUAUUCAAUUGGCAAUCAUCACCACACGACGGGUUCAUGUAAAGGCAAACGAAAAUUUCUCAUUCUGGAGAACGGGAGGGGGCACAAGGGAUGCCAGCAUGCCACAGUUUCACCGAUCAAGCGUCAGGUGACAAACGCCGAAGUGACCAAGAUUGAACUGGAAUUAAAGGAAGCACCAGACAAUAUGGAGGAUCAACUUCCGGACGUUCUCACAGGAUCAGUGCCCACCAAAUUGGAUCCAACGCCGGAAAUAAAUUCCACCAAUUCCGAUGGUUCUGGAGGUGUUGUCGUGCGUGCCGAAGAAGCUCUUAUAGUCGUCCUGGUGCUGGUCCUCUGGGUAGCAGCAAUUGCCUUGUUUUUCAAUCGAUGGGGUAAAAUUCGCAUGCUGGAACCGUAUCAGCCAAAAUUCCAACAACAGCACAGACCGAGUUGCGCAAUUUCUGAUCCAAGUCAACUGCCACAUCGAACCUGCUCUAAAUUCAACAUCCACUGUCUGGAUCAUCCUGUGCACCAGAAUAGUCUAACGUCGGCCUUGUCCCGUCCACGGCAGAACAGCGUCUUCGUGGGGUCCAGCGUGUCCCUGCUGCCGUGUGAGAAUGCGCCGCGACGCGCCAAAAGUGCGUUCGACCUUCAGUCUCUGGUGAUGGCUGAAUACGCUGUACAAGUUCCUGUCGAGGAGGAGCCUCCGAAGCCUUUGAAGUCUCUGGAGAUUCCAAAGCCGAGUUUUCAACGGCAGCGUGGCAUGAGCAUCUGCCAUUUCGAUCGCAUGGACGUCCUGGCCAGGCCCUUGCAACGGGAACGGGGCAUGAGCAUCUGCCACUUCGACAGGACCGACGUCCUGGCCCGACCUGUGCAACGUGAACGGGGCAUGAGCAUCUGCAACUUCGAUAGGUCUAGGACGCAGCGCGAGAGUAGCGCCAGACCCGGGGUAGCGGCGAACUUUGAGAAAUCCUUUCAGAAGGAGAGCAGACUCAAUGUCAGCAGCUUUGAGAAAGCCGAAGCUCAGUUCAGGAGCUUGCAGAGGAACGAACGGGGCAUCGGUAUCUGUCACUUUGACAGGGCGACCACGUCGAGCAAGUCGCCGGAAGUUAGUCACAAUUAUAAAGCCACGUGCGUUUAAGAUCUGAUCGACGUAGAUCAGGAUCUACGUGAUUUUUCCUAUGUAACAUCGUAUACCGUGGAUCCAGCAGAUUGGAACAAUCGUGGAUACACUGAAAAAGAAAUUUUUGAAAAAUGCCUUUCGCUCGUGACGACUUUUCGAAAUUCACUUGUAAUAGUUCACGAACUUAAGGUACUCUUUGUGCAAUGUAUAUCUGGGAAACUGUAGACGCUCCUCUAAUGGAGGAGAGUGUGUAGUCUUUGCUUUUAUUUCUUUUGGUAUCAGUAUUGGAUUGCAGAGUCAAUUUUUAUAUUGCGAUCUGAUAUACAUUUUUACUGUCGGGUAUCGGGAAAGAGCGUGAAUGUCGCUUUUAUUGCCCUUUUUUUUUUAUACAAGUGUUCCAGGUAUCUGCUUCAGUGGGCAGAGGAAUUUCGAAAUUUUGACACAUUGACAAAGCUCCAUCCAGCCUUGUAGACUGGCUGAAAUAUACUUAAAUUAUUUUUAUGAUCAAAACGAAAGCUUUAAGGUAACUGACCAACAAUUACUCUGGUUUUAACUAUAUAAUGUUACUAUAUAUCGUUGUCUCUUCUUUUAUCCUCACUCUUGCACUUACUCUUGUAUAAUCUCUUGACUAUGCUCUCUGGCGCAUCGACUCGCCUAAUAGAUUGAUAAAUAUUGCAAAGAUCAACCUAUCAGCCACUCGGCACAAGGGACAACAGAUUGUCAUUAGUGUUGUCAUUGACGCCAGCAUUGAAAACCUCUACGAUUCUCUCUCCGGUACAGUCACAUGCUUCCGUCUAGAGUUUACUUACGUGCCACAGGCCUACGAAGGAAGAAAAGAAACGAGGAAUCACGUAAGACUGCGAAAAGACGUAAAAUAAUUUUUAAAGAAAUUUGCCAAGAGAAAGUAACAGAGUCGAUCGAAAUGAAAAAUUGAAGCUUCGAGCGAGAAGGACGCACGUACGAACAACGAGAAUCGAACGUUACGUCUAACCACCAAAUGGAUCGAUUGUCGUCCGAUGUAAAUGACGUGACUCGCGUGGAUUACGCUUAUUACGUAAUGUUUCCCAAUUAAUUGAUCAUUAUUCGAUUAUGUAACUCGACGCUCACCGACCGGUUCUACGAUUAGAUUAUCGACCUUGCGUCUCGGUUCUAUAUAAAUACGUAGAUAAAUACACCAGCGGAGCCUAGAUAUUUACCUUAAAGUAUAUAGACCUUGGCGAAAAGUCUUGAGGCGGAUAUAUAGCGAGCGUCGAAUAACCAUCAACUUUUCUUGGCUAUUCCAUUAUCGAGUCGUAGCGUCGCGACGCUCCACUCAAACAUUCUAUGACUUCAUCAUAAACCAUGUAAGUCAAUACCUCGAGACCAAGUAUUAGACUGUCUAAAUAUAGAGUUUAUCAUAUUAUCUAAUAUGCUCGUGCUAUAGAAUACAGUGAAUUUAGAUCUGUUAAUGUUAACGAAGGGGACCUCCUAUUAUUUAAUCUAUAUUAUAUAUACAUAUAUAUAUAUAUAUACAUACAUAUGACAAUGUAGAGACACGAAACGGUACUAUAUACUUACUAUACCAUUUACUUCAGACCAAUAUACGAGAUAUAUACAAUUUAAGGUAGUAUAUAUAUAAAUAUAUAUUUACAUAUACAUCUAGACUGUUGAUAACGCGUACUCGCGGGAAUCGUGUUAUUGGCGAAUUUUUAUUUUCAAAAUGUAUUAAAAUAAUAUUCGUCAGGAAAUGUUUCUUUUUUUUUUUUAAUGUUAACGUUAAUCUUGUACAUAUCCAAUUGAUGGAUAAUUUCAUUAUUUAAAUGGUAUCUUGUACCUUGGACUGUUUUUCUUCAUAUUUCUUUCUCUUUUCUCUCUCAUUCAAUCUGACGUUUAUCGUACACUCGUUACGGAUCUUCGCAACGACUUUUCCUAAUCCUAAUGUCUCGCAUUGGUACGACGCUACUCCGAGGAAGAUGUUUAAUGUAGUUACAAUGAGCAUUCGCCGUUACGAUUCCUAUAAGGAUCUUAUCCACUUGGCACAAUGCCAAAUAUCCUUAGAAUGUCUCUGCCGUGUGGGUUAGGCGAAUGUGUUAACGGAUAAUCAAAAAAAAUUAUUUGACAAACGAAGGACAAACAUAUUGACGACAGGUACAAUAAAAGGUAAAAGCGUAUUUGAAUCUUUCGUGAAAAUUGUCGGUUCGGCGUUAUUUAUUCUAAUAUAUAUUUGAAUUAUUCAUUGAUGUACAAACUAGAGUGAAAGGAUUCUGAGCUGACGAAAGUGUCUACCAUGUUUGUUCUGUAUAAUAAAAAACAUGACUGUAUCUAACGAA
Molecule: messenger RNA, 4585 nt
Organism: Cephus cinctus (wheat stem sawfly)
Lineage: Eukaryota; Metazoa; Arthropoda; Insecta; Hymenoptera; Cephidae
Exons: 6
Coding region: 1359-2294 (311 amino acids)
Source: RefSeq, a predicted model, not a curated record